This is a messenger RNA of Kogia breviceps (pygmy sperm whale), 986 nucleotides long. RefSeq names its product WW domain binding protein 2 (gene WBP2). The record is from RefSeq and is a predicted model, not a curated record. Gene Ontology annotation, biological process: positive regulation of DNA-templated transcription. Lineage: Eukaryota; Metazoa; Chordata; Mammalia; Artiodactyla; Physeteridae. Gene Ontology annotation, cellular component: nucleus. Gene Ontology annotation, molecular function: chromatin DNA binding; transcription coactivator activity.
ACGCCACUAGGGGUGGGCCGAAGAAGGGCGCAAGCGCACUGCGUUCCGAGUCUCGGGACCCUUUUCGAGAGACUAUGGCGCUCAACAAGAAUCACUCGGAGGGCGGCGGAGUGAUCGUCAACAAUACCGAGAGCAUCCUGAUGUCCUAUGACCAUGUAGAACUUACGUUCAGUGACAUGAGGAAUGUGCCAGAGGCCUUCAAAGGGACCAAGAAAGGCACCAUCUACCUUACCCCGUACCGGGUCAUCUUUCUGUCCAAGGGGAAGGAUGCCAUGCAGUCCUUCAUGAUGCCGUUUUACCUGAUGAAGGACUGUGAGAUCAAGCAGCCUGUGUUUGGAGCAAACUACAUCAAGGGAACAGUGAAGGCUGAAGCAGGAGGUGGCUGGGAAGGCUCUGCAUCGUACAAGUUGACCUUUAUGGCAGGGGGCGCCAUCGAAUUUGGACAGCGGAUGCUGCAGGUGGCAUCUCAAGCCUCCCGAGGUGAAGUCCCCAACGGAGCCUAUGGUUACUCUUACAUGCCCAGCGGGGCCUAUGUCUUCCCCCCACCAGUCGCCAAUGGAAUGUACCCCUGCCCUCCUGGCUACCCCUGUCCACUGCCCCCAGCUGAGUUCUAUCCGGGACCUCCCAUGAUGGACGGGGCCAUGGGGUACAUGCAGCCCCCGCCGCCGCCCUACCCUGGGCCCAUGGAGCCUCCAGUCAGCGGCCCUGACGUCCCCUCCACUCCUGCAGCUGAAGCCAAGGCCGCGGAAGCAGCCGCCAGCGCCUAUUACAACCCAGGCAACCCACACAAUGUCUACAUGCCCACGAGCCAGCCUCCGCCACCUCCUUACUACCCCCCAGAAGAUAAGAAGACCCAGUAGACCGCUCACACCCCCUCCUCCCCCCUCUCUUUGCUCUUUCCUUCCCUCCCCUUGGGGCUGAGUCUGGGGUGGGGGCCGGGCCUCGUCCCUUUCUCCAGGUCUGAUUAUAAAGCAGUCACCAGAAAC